AUGGGAGGAUGGGCGUUGGAAAUCGGGAAAAUGGCACUCUACAUGACCUUCCCGGUGGCAAUGUUCCACUGGUUCAAUCAGCCAGAAUAUUUCGAGAAAUGGGUAACUGAUACUAGGCGGCAGCUGUAUCCGCCGGAAAACCCUCAGCACCGCGAUGAGAUUGAAAAAUGUAUCCGUAACGUACGGGAGCGCCAUGAUCAGGAGCUGAUGAAAGCGUUGGAGGAGAUGGAGCAAAAGGAUAAGAAGUGA
This is a messenger RNA of Anopheles marshallii, 249 nucleotides long. Its product is annotated as protein PET100 homolog, mitochondrial. Gene Ontology annotation, cellular component: mitochondrion; mitochondrial inner membrane. Gene Ontology annotation, biological process: mitochondrial respiratory chain complex IV assembly. Lineage: Eukaryota; Metazoa; Arthropoda; Insecta; Diptera; Culicidae. Bases 1 to 249 code for a protein of 82 amino acids. The record is from RefSeq and is a predicted model, not a curated record. The transcript has a single exon.